Molecule: messenger RNA, 309 nt
Organism: Loa loa (African eye worm)
Lineage: Eukaryota; Metazoa; Nematoda; Chromadorea; Rhabditida; Onchocercidae
Exons: 3
Coding region: 1-309 (102 amino acids)
Source: RefSeq, a predicted model, not a curated record
AUGGAGAAUAAUGGACAUUCAUCAACGUUUCUUCAGAAUGUCAAUAAAAACAUCAGUAAUCUAACUCUUGUACUGGUAGAUUGCAUUUCAAGCGGAAUUCUACGAUCCUCACGGGAAUCAGUUGGGAAGUAUUCCAGCCCAUCCGAGACACUAGUGAAUCAUAAAGUACCUCAGGAUAAUGGCAAUAAAGGAUAUGGAUCUACCCUCAUUUCCAUUUUCUCUUUAACAAAUAUUCUGAAAUCAGAUGAGCAAGACGCUAAACAGAAUAGUCACCUACCUUCAAUUCUGGCAAUACCACAGAUGAUAUAA